Molecule: messenger RNA, 2213 nt
Organism: Priapulus caudatus
Lineage: Eukaryota; Metazoa; Priapulida; Priapulimorpha; Priapulimorphida; Priapulidae
Product: KIF1-binding protein homolog
Exons: 1
Coding region: 1-1731 (576 amino acids)
Molecular function (GO): protein binding
Source: RefSeq, a predicted model, not a curated record
AUGGAAGACUUCUCUCAGUAUUUGUCAGGUGAAGGGCUUGAAAAUUUGGAAAAAGCUCGGCAUCUAGAGGAGGAAGAGAGUCUCAGGGACCCACCAGAAGAACCGUACAAGUCAAAGUAUGCGGCAAGAGCAUUGCUCAUUGUUGUCAAAGCCAACUUGGUUAGUUUCGUCAAUGACACGGUGCAAGACCAAGUUCGGUUUGCCGCAGCCGGUAUUGAGGCGGCCCUAGGUAUAAACUUCGUGUCGACAGAGGAGGCAUCUGCGGGUGAGGAACAUAUCACGAACUGCCUAAAGAUGCUAGAUGGAAGAGAAGCAGAUCGCCGUGCCUGUCUAACUGCACUGAAAGCGUUGAACCAACUGGGCAUAUUAUGGGCAGACCGAGGAGAAUGCAGUAAUGCACUCGAGUACUUGUCACAAGCAGAAAAUCUAUACAUAAAGUAUACGGACGAAGUUGGGGCACCACCGUUCGACUUGUGUGACAUAUUUAAAGGCACCGACGCGGAGACUUUCUCGCAGCAAGGACAGAAACUGUUUGAUCGGUGUCACACCCACACGUUAUACUAUCUGGCUCAGGUCCACCAUAACUUGGAGCAGCCACAGCAGUCCGCCUACUACUGUCAGGUCACGCUGAAGCGGCAGCUGAUUUUGAAUGAGUAUGAUCCCGCCGACUGGGCGCUCAACUGCGCCGUGCUCUCGCAGUUCUACGUCGCCAAGUGCGACUUCACGCAGGCGCGUCACUGCCUGGCGAGUGCGAGCCACGUCAUGGGUCAUGCCGAGAGGUCGCCGCCGUCGUUGGGCGAGGGCGAGUCGGAUGAGGCGCACGCGAAGAAGCUUGCCGACAUCGCGCGCUGCUGGGCGAAGUACUGCGCCGCACUGCUGCAGGAGUCGCGCGACCGCGUCGCCGCCGACCUCGACGACGACGACGACCUCCAGCCGACGAAGGAAUCGGCCGACGACGACGACGACAAGGAGAGGUUCGUGUUCGACACGCUUGAGCUAACGCACUACGAGGAGGAGGUGACGGACGUGCGCGUCGCGAACUUCGAGCAGGCGCGCGGCGUGUUCCUCGUCGCGCAGCGGCGGCUCGCAGACGCGCGCGAGUUCUACUCGCUCUACCACCACGCGUCGGACUAUGCCGAGCUCGCACGCGACUCCAGCCUGCUCUACAAGCUGCUCGCGUUCUUUGAGCCGGACUUUGAGCGCAAGUCGAAGAUGCACAAGCGGCGCGUCGAUGCACUGUGUGGAGUGCUCGGCGAGCUCAACCCGCGCCACUACCUGCUCAUCUGCCGGCAGCUGAUGUACGAGAUCGCCGAGGCGUACGGCGAGAUGCUCGACAUUAAGAUGGCGAUCGUCGAGGAGCAUCAGACGACGCCGUCGCCUCACGCCGUCAGGAAGAUCAACUCGCUCUGCGCCGAGUGCAUUCGCAAUUUCGAGUUGUUCCUCGACUCGUUUAAGACGAACGAUGUGAUGCCAGAACAGUUUGACAGCGAUAAUGUUCGUCCGGUGCUGAUAGCUUACUUCUACAUGGGCCGCAUGCAUUCGAAAGUCAUCGAUUCCGACGUUCACAAAAGAAUCGAGUAUAUUGAGAAGAGCAUUGACUGCUAUCAGUUCUUGGUUAGUUAUUGUGAAAAGUACCCAGAAGUGGAAAGUUUGGUGAAAGGUGAAUAUGACGUUUGCAAAGAAAUGGUCACACUCUUGCCAGUGAAGAUAGAGCGAUUACGUAGACCCUAGUCAUUAACUGUGUGAUUGUACGGGUAAUUCAUUACAGUGAAUAUUUUUAAUGCUACUCCAGCAAUAUUAAGAUAAACAGAAGAGACAGUGUUACAGUAUCCAGAGUUCUUCCCGUGAGUUCCUGAAGGCAUGUCGGGCAAUUCAUUGCCAAUUGCUAAUUGAAGUGCUAAUUAAAGCAUUUCGUAAACGGUCCCAAUACACAGGUAAACUAUCAGUUCGGAGACGUAUAUGUCAAGCUGUUAAAAUGAUCGUUUCUCAAAUAAAUAAAUACAAAAAUAAAAAAUUUAGACAGAUUUAGCACCUGUCAGUGUACAUGCAACUGAUGGUAUCCCGGUUUAUGCCUGGUUGGCCUACUCCCGUUUCGCCUAUGGGGGAAUUCCCAUUGCGUCUAUAGCAGAACUCCCAGUUGGUCUACACCCAUUUCGCCUGCUCCCAAUUCGUCUACACUAAAAUUCCACCCCAUUCCCAUUUUGUCUACCAUC